Molecule: messenger RNA, 7290 nt
Organism: Salarias fasciatus (jewelled blenny)
Lineage: Eukaryota; Metazoa; Chordata; Actinopteri; Blenniiformes; Blenniidae
Gene: dtx1
Product: deltex 1, E3 ubiquitin ligase
Exons: 10
Coding region: 757-2685 (642 amino acids)
Biological process (GO): Notch signaling pathway; protein ubiquitination
Molecular function (GO): zinc ion binding
Source: RefSeq, a predicted model, not a curated record
UGUUUCUCUCUGCGGGCAGCGGGGGUCUGCGUGUUCACCGUGGCAGUGCGUGACAGGGGGAGAUGCGCGUGCGUCUCUGCGCUCCACCUCACGCGCUGAAAACCGCACAACUGGGGCAUGCGUUUACUCAGCACAGCGCACCAACAAGCUGCUGUAGUCUGUGGCAGAUCCACGGGAAGAAAACGGCGUCUUAGGUCGGUCUCUCUAUUCUUUAUUUUAUUUCUUUUUCGCUUCCCAUCCCUUCCGUGUCGGAUUAUUUCAGGUUUUGGAGAGAGGUUGCAGUUUCUUGUUUUAGUGGGGAUAUACCGCAAAGACACAGAUGUGAAACGGCAGAGAGUGUCUCCUGUCUACCUGCUGCAGAUCUGCUGUGGUUGGCUGUGGAGGACUGAGACUCUGCAAAAGCUGCAAGUCUCAUCACCGUCAACAUCUGCCACAUCAAACAGGACAAGACACCAGAGGACCGAGACUGCUUUUCAGCUGAUCAAAGGAGCAGCCGUCAGAAAGUACCUGUAGACGAUGACUCCGGCGGAGCUGAUUGCUUGAAAGCAGCAUGAGAUAACUGAGGAGUACUGUACUAACCGCUGAUUCGAGCAGUAUUUUUUUUUUUUCCCCUUUUUCUUUUUUCCUCUCUCUCUCUGCUGAAAAUGUUCCGGUGUGUCAGUUGACUGACGGGGUUGCAGUGGUGUUCUAGCACGGGACACAGCCAGCAGGGGAAGCGCAGACACCACAGCAGCAGGGAGGGAGGAGGGGGAGGAGAUGGCUCGUCCGGGAUCGGGGCUGCUGGUGCCCAUGAGUGGCUUGGGGUACCCCCCUCAGAACCUGGCCAGGGUGGUGGUCUGGGAGUGGCUGAACGAACACGGGCGCUGGCGGCCCUACAGCGCGGCCGUCUGCCACCACAUCGAGAACGUGCUGAAGGGGGACGCCCGGGGGAGCGUGGUCCUCGGCCAGGUGGACGCCCAGCUCUCCCCUUACAUCAUCGACCUGCAGUCCAUGCACCAGUUUCGACAAGACACAGGCACCAUGAGACCAGUGCAGAGGAACUUCUAUGAGCCGUCGUCCGCCCCGGGGAAAGGGGUGGUGUGGGAGUGGGAGAACGACAACGGCUCGUGGACGCCGUACGACAUGGAGAUCUGCGUCACCAUCCAGAACGCCUACGAGAAGCAGCACCCCUGGCUGGACCUGACCUCUCUGGGCUUCUGCUACCUCAUCGACUUCAACAGCAUGUCCCAGACCAACAGGCAGAGCCAGCGCAAGCGGCGGCUGCGGCGCCGCAUGGACCUGGCCUACCCGCUCAUCAUGGGCUCCAUCCCCAAGUCCCAGUCCUGGCCCGUGGGCGCCAGCUCCGGCCAGCCCUGCUCCUGUCAGCAGUGCAUCCUGGUCAACAGCACCAGAGCCGCCUCCAAUGCCAUUUUGGCCUCUCAGCGGCGUAAGCUCUACGGAGGGACGGCGGGCAACCCGGGCGCCACGGGAACCCUCACCGUGGUGAGGCAGAGCAACACCUUCGCCGGCACCUCCCUCUGGUCGCCGACGUCCGGCUCCUCCAGCACCAACAACAACAACAUAAGCGUGGGAGGCGGGCAAGCCAACGCCGAACAGGUGCAGUCGCCGCUGUCCUCUGCCAACUUCCCCUGUUCCCCCGUGAUGCCGUCUCUUUCAUCCGCUCACGGCCACCACGCGCUCACCAUCAACGGACAGAACAACCUGAACCGGCCGGGCACCCAGCGCAUUUCCGUGGGGACUGCCAGAGGAGCCAUCCCGCCAGGUGUUCCUGCCCUCCCGGUGAAGAACCUGACCGGCUCUGGACCGGUACACCCGGCACUAGCAGGUAUGACGGGUAUCCUGAUGUGCGCUGCAGGUUUGCCAGUCUGUCUGACUCGGGCGCCGAAGCCUAUUCUUCACCCACCGCCCAUCAACAAGAGCGACAUGAAGCCCGUGCCGGGGAUCAACGGCAUGCGCCGCAAAACCAAGAAGAAGCACCUGAGGAGAGGGAAAAACCCGGAAGAUGUGGUUCGGAGAUAUACAGAGAAGAUUAAAGUGGUUCCAGACGAGGACUGUACCAUCUGCAUGGAGAGGCUGGUCAUGUCGUCCGGCUAUGAAGGCGUCCUGCAGCACAGAGGCAUCAAGCCAGAGCUGGUGGGCAAACUUGGCAAAUGUGGGCACAUGUACCAUCUGCUGUGCCUGGUGGCCAUGUACAACAAUGGCAAUAAGGAUGGCAGCCUUCAGUGUCCAACAUGCAAAACCAUCUACGGGGAGAAAACGGGCACCCAGCCCCCGGGGAAGAUGGAGUACCACGUCAUCCCCCACUGCCUGCCCGGCUACCCAGACUCCAAGACCAUCCGGAUCGUCUACGACAUUCCUGCCGGGAUCCAGACCAAUGAGCACCCCAACCCGGGGAAGAAGUUCAGUGCGAGAGGUUUUCCUCGACACUGCUACCUCCCGGACAACGACAGAGGCAGGAAGGUCCUGAAGCUGCUGAUCAUGGCCUGGGACCGACGCCUCAUCUUCACCAUCGGGACGUCCAGCACCACGGGCGAGUCGGACACGGUGGUUUGGAACGAGAUCCACCACAAGACAGAGUUUGGUUCCAAUCUGACUGGCCACGGCUACCCGGACCCCAACUACUUGGAAAACGUCCUGACGGAGCUGUCGGCCCAGGGGGUCGGCGAGGACAACCUGAAGGACUGACGGCUGCCUGAGCCGGAGGACAGGACCGCAGCCGACCACGCUCCGUCAUCUCCACCAGAGAGCGGCGUCACGGGCCGACGUGCAGCCGACUCUUUACCCCCCCCCCCCACCCCAACACACGACUAGAUCCAGCAGAAGUGAUGGCGCGAGAGCAAAGGAAGCAAAAAAUCCCCCCCUCCCCCCCCCUCCCUGCUGUCCCCUGAUUCACGGAUGCUGUGUCCAUGGCGGAGUGUCUCAGAAGGCUGGGGUUUGAUGUGGAUGUCAGUCCCAUCUGUGAUUCAGACUGAAGCCGUCCAGAUGCAGCCGGGAUAAAAUGCCACGGUUCCUGAGGUAUAUACGGCAUAUGAAGGUUUAUUUGUAAAUGCUAAACUCUCCGAUGCAUGGUCCUGAUGAGAAAAUAUCUCCAGUCGGGGGAAGAGUAGACGGAGCAGCUGUUGCUAGAUAUUGUGGAGAUACAUUUUUCUGAGAAUUUCCCAUAUAAAAAGAAAUCUAAGUAAAUCUAUUACAUUUUUAUCAUGAAUUGCUGAUCAGUCACAAGAGUUACAGCUUGAAUUUUUUUGACUUGAAGAAGAAGAGAUUUGAUGAUGUCAUUCCGGAUUAUCCGAUGCGGCGGCCGGGUUUUUCUGUAAAAGACGGGAAUGUGUUGAGUGUUGCAUGACGUAGAUUCCACAGAGCUGGGGAGUAGUUUGGUAGUAAAUGUACGUCGUCUGGUUAACCUUGUGGACCGUGAGUGAGGGGAGGCGUGGAACAGACGGGGCGAGCGUCUGACGAGUUGCUGCGAGGUGUUGUAAUUUCGAACGGCGGAGGUUGUGAAGUGGAAUCUGUGCUCAUGCUCCAAGGUUAAACUCAUUUGUUUUGUUGACACUCGGAUGGCGCCGGCCUCUGUGAAUAUAAAGCCCGCAUUAUUAUUCUCGCUGUUGGAGCUCACGCAGGCGUUGGCAUGAUCCAUCAUGCUGGCCAUACAUGAGGAGCGAGCGUGGCGAUUGCGUGCUCUGAGGCAUUAAUGUGCCGGCUCCGGGUCCUUGAGGGAGAAUACGCUGAGCACACAAAUGGACGCUCCUCUUUCAAACACACAGAUUACCCUUGGAGAUCCAGCUGAGGCGGCGCCGCUGCUCGGCUGUCAUCCGCGAGUCUCCAGCGAGCCCGUUUGCUGUUGGGGCGGCUCGCCGCUGGCGCGGGGAGCAUUGAAACAUCUUAUUUCCUGGAUGAGUACAGAGUCGUUAGGGUCAAUCCUGCUGGAUUGCCUUGCCCCCAAUCUCCUCCUCCUUUUCAUCCACACAGCCCCUCAAUUGAGGAACCAUGCAAAUGCUCGCCUGGUGUGUUGUUGGUGAGGAAGUAUUUCCCCCAGUGCUCCCUUCUCCCACUGAGACUCGGUGCCCAGGAGCUAAUGACUUUUCGAAGGUCCUCGGCGGAGAUCUUGUGAUGUUUCUUUACUCUGAGAUUAAAGAUAACCCAGUGCUGCAGUAUAGAUGAUCAGUUUUAAUGCGCAGGGGUGCUGGGGUUGGGUUUAUGAUGCGGGCACCCAGCUGGGGGGUUAAUCUUGGGGUGAAUCAUAAGUCUUCCAUAGCACUUUGAGGCAACAUUUUUGUUUAAUCUGUCAUUUAUUUUUAGAGGAAAAAAAGUCUUAAAAUACAACUAAAUCUGUCUUUUUUUAUGUUGAUGUUUAUAAACUGGCUUGCGAUGCUUUAAAAUAUAUAAAUAUAUAUGUCUAUAAUAUACAUUUGCAGAUGUGACAUACCUUUAAAUUCAAGCUCAAUUUGAGUCAAUGGUGUAAGUUUAAUUUAUUUUUGUACUCUUCUAUAUAAAAAAAAAAUAUAAAGACUGUCCCACAUAUCUAUACACAGGCACAUAUUAACAUGAAUACAUAAAAAUCUGGCAAAGGUUUUGUCAGUAUGUCAGGGACUGAAACAUGUAUGACUUGUUAUGGACGUCUUAUAUUACAAAUAGUCUUAGCGUAUGCUGCUGUCGUUACCUUAAUGUAGAAUCUAUGUAGUUGAUUCCCUGAGGGACACCAAUAAAAACCAGUCAAUGUGUCUGUAAGGAUUGAUGGGGGAGCUUUAGCAGCAUGAAGAGGGCCGUUCCCCGCCUCCCUGCGAAGGGGCCAUUUCACUUUUUCUACCUGUCCAGAAACAUGGGAAAAGGAUGCAUUCUGCCAUUUAUUUCAGUUUGGUGUCAAGGUGAAAACAGCCUGGGACAGAGAUCAGCUGCGAAUACUCUUAAGAGUUUGUUUUAGCCGACUAAAGCGACUUAAUGGCAAGAUCGGAAUCAUAUACACAUUGAAAUACACGUUCUUGCUCAGUGUUUGUGUUAAUACUCGGUUUUUAUAGCUACAUCUGUGCAUCGUACAGGUUCAUCUCAAAAAAUGGGAAUAUCAUUGGAUUUUCAGCUAUUUGUACUCCUGUUUCCCCACUUGAAGAACAGAGAAGUUAGUUCUUGACUGGGAUAUUUGCUACUUUUAGAGAGAAAUGGACACAGUGUGCCCAGAUGACGUGUUGAGGGAAUGCUGCAGGAUCUCCCAAAUCUAAUAACAGUGAUGUCAAUCUUUUCCCGCAGCAGGAAAACGAAUGUUUCUGUUCUAAUUGAGCGCAUAUAGAUGUUAACCCUCUCAUGACGGAAGGCCACAUGGAUUCAUUUGGAUUUUUGAAAUAUGAUUUUAAAGAUUAUGCAUAUUUUCCAUAUCAGCUGGCGAUUCUAGUCUAAUUUUUUGAGAUGCAUCUGUACUCGUACCGCACAGUUUCCUGACAGUCGCUCUUUGCAGCGUCGUCGUAACUCAGCCACCCUUCAUGAAGCGCCGUGUCUGUGAUCAGCCUGCAUCCAUAACGCUCGCGGCAGGCUUGGAUCUCAACAGAUUUGCAGCUGUUUGGCUCGCAGCAGAUGUCACAUCAUGUAUCAAUGCAAUAUUAAGCCUUUGAAUACAAUCACUUUCAGCAGCAUCGACUACGAGGAGAUUGGAAUCGUAUUAACCAGCUGACAGGUAGAGGCCUUCAAACGAGUUGUUACGUUAUUCUGGAGCUGUUGAGUAAAACUGGAUGCAAACUUUUUAUAGCUUCUUCUUGCGUGUGUGUAUGUGAGUGUGUGUGUGUGUGUAUGUGUGUGCAGGCGGCGUGUGUUUUCUCUCUCGGCUGAGUAAGUUCAACUUUCUUGAAUGUACACGAGCUAAAACAAACUACUAACAGUAAUUGUCAGUCUUUUUAGUCCCGAGUUUCAAGACAGUCGUUUCUUUGACUUGUUCCAUUUCGAGUUUUCUCCUUCAUAACUUUUCGAUGCCCUUUGUAAAAAAAAAAACAAGAAAAAAAAGAUAUGAAUGAAAAGAAAAAUGGGGCAGCAGGAGCGAAUGCUUCCAAUCUAUCAGGGAAAUUUCUCCAUCUUGACUCAAGUUUCACCAACUAGAGAAAUCCAAAUGAUGGCUUCUUUGACUUUUUCCUUUUCCAUGUGUUGGUCUUGUAACACGGACGAUGCAGGCCCUUUAGACUUUUCAGGUGUGUACAGAGCUAAAUGGGAAUGGCGAAUUAAAAAACGCGGUUUGAUGUUUGUCUCACUUCAAAAGCGAAAGAGAUGGUUUUUAUGCAAUUUACUAUUUUUAAAGAUCUAUUUCAUGAGUUUGUGUGUAGCAAGAAGGCUGAUUUCAUUUGGUUUGAAUGACAGUGGAUGUUUUUCUUUACGGGGUUCCUACCUCCAGGUUUAUAAACAACAGCGAUCGUAAUCCGGAGACGUUCACAUGUAUUAGAAAACAUAUAUUUUUGAUGUCUUUUUUUUAACGGACUCUUACAUUACAUUGCUGUAUUACUCUUAUUAAUACUCAUUCCAUUCUGUUAUAUUUGAUCAGAGAUGGGAUAAGGGAUGAAUUAUCACUUUGUCCUUACAUAUGAAGUAUUUACAGUUGUACUCUCCUGUGGUGUCUACUGCAAACUAUACUUCUCUCUCUAAAUGAUCUUGUGUGGAUAUACUGAGUGUUUGUGUCUGUUGGUCUGUGUGUGUGUGUGUGUGUGUGUGCGUGUGUGAGUGAGUGCCAAGUGGGCGUCUAAGUAGACAAAGCUUAGGUUCAUGUCCUUUAAAGAUACAGUAAUGUUCUCCUAGAGGUGCAUGUUAACCGAACUGUGAGGCGAUGCAUAGCUUUUCUGCAUAUGAACCCAUCCUAGCUUCUUUAGAAACAUCACCCUGGUUUACUGGUGAUUUAGCACUGUGGUUUUUGCAACUUACUCCAGUUAGAUAGAAAAGAAGAAGAAAAAAAAAAAAAGCCUAUAUUUUCUCCUUUGGCUUUGGUUUCCACAGAUGGGGAUGUGAUAGCGUUUGGCUUCUUCCCCUUUACUUUUGUGACAACAUGUGAAACAUCUGAAUGUUUUGCAUUUUAAGUGCCCAUUUAAUUGACAUUUCCGAAUCAUGAGUUGCGCGGUUUUCUCUAAAGCGGCGUCUGCAUAUUGCUGUUUGAAAUGGUUCACAAAGAGAAAAUGAGAGCAACUUAAAGCAAGAUGUAGAGAGACAUUGAUUAACUAUAAAGGGCUUCUUAAUCUAUCGGUCUUUAUUGAAUUGUGAUGACCUUGUUGCAUGUUUGUGUGUUUCUUGUGGAACAAUAAAUGUGCCCUCGAUGGGGGGUGGUUUGUUUGA